Salvelinus namaycush (lake trout) is the source of this 1302-nucleotide messenger RNA. Its product is annotated as ATP-sensitive inward rectifier potassium channel 12-like. Bases 1 to 1302 code for a protein of 433 amino acids. Gene Ontology annotation, biological process: regulation of monoatomic ion transmembrane transport; potassium ion import across plasma membrane. Gene Ontology annotation, cellular component: plasma membrane. Gene Ontology annotation, molecular function: inward rectifier potassium channel activity. The record is from RefSeq and is a predicted model, not a curated record. The transcript has a single exon. NCBI's taxonomy places the organism in Eukaryota, Metazoa, Chordata, Actinopteri, Salmoniformes, Salmonidae.
AUGAGUGUGGUCGGGGCGCACCGCUACAGCAUUGUGUCCUCGGAGGAAGAAGGUCUGCGUCUCGGUGCCAUGCCUUCCGUCACAAUGGGCAACGGCUUCGGUAACGGCAAGAUCCACACGACGCGCCACAAGUGCCGCAGCCGCUUCGUGAACAAGAACGGCCAGUGCAAUGUGCACUUCUCACACAUGGACGAGAAGUCGCAGCGCUACAUGUCGGACAUCUUCACCACGUGCGUGGACAUCCGCUGGCGCUGGAUGUUCCUGAUGUUCACACUGGUGUUCGUGGUGUCCUGGCUGGCAUUCGGCCUGGCCUUCUGGGUCAUCGCUUUGCUUCACGGAGAUAUGGACAACCAGGGUGGUGGAGACGAUAACUUCACCCCCUGCGUCCUGCAGGUCAACAGCUUUGUGGCCGCCUUCCUGUUCUCCGUGGAGACACAGACCACCAUUGGUUAUGGCUUUCGCUGCGUGACGGAGGAGUGCCCCUCAGCCGUCUUCAUGGUGGUCUUCCAAUCCAUUUUCGGCUGCAUCAUCGACUCCUUCAUGAUCGGUGCCAUCUUAGCCAAGAUGGCGCGGCCUAAGAAGCGUGCAGAGACGCUACUGUUCAGCAACAAUGCAGUGAUCGCCAUGCGGGAUGGGAAGCUGAGCCUUAUGUGGAGGGUGGGUAACCUGAGGAAGAGCCACAUGGUGGAGGCCCAUGUCCGGGCCCAGCUCAUCAAGCCCCGCAUCACAGAGGAGGGUGAGUACAUCCCCCUGGACCAGAUCGACAUCAACGUAGGGUAUGACACGGGCAUUGACCGCAUCUUCCUGGUCUCUCCGCUCACCAUUGUGCACGAGAUCGAUGAGGAGAGCCCCCUGUUUGGCAUCAGCAAGCAGGACCUGGAGUUGUCCGACUUUGAGAUAGUGGUGAUACUUGAAGGGAUGGUGGAAGCCACAGCCAUGACAGCGCAAGCUCGCAGCUCCUACCUGUCCUCAGAGAUUCUGUGGGGUCACCGCUUCGAGCCUGUCGUCUUCGAGGAGAAGAGCCAGUACAAAGUGGAUUACGCUCACUUCCACAAAACCUUUGAGGUGCCAUCCACCCCCCAGUGCAGUGCCAAGGACAUGGCGGAGAUGGAGGAUGAGGACAAGGAUCCUACGCCCACCGCCAACACUUUCUGCUAUGAGAAUGAGCUGGCUUUCAUCAGCCAGGACGAGGAAGAGGAUGAGGAGGGGGAGGAGGAUGGGGACAGGGUGCCAGAGCUGGAGAGACUGCAGGCCACCGUCAGCCUAGACCAGAGGUCAUAUCGUAGAGAAUCAGAGAUAUGA